UAUGAAUGGUUUGUUUGUUGUCAACAAUUGACAAUUGAUUGCAAUUUGUAUUUCAAACUGAUAUUCAUAUUGAGUGUAAAUCCAGUGUAAAGACAAUUACAAGUAAUAAAUCAGUGAAUCAUUGGAUCCAUUAGUGUGUGGUGUAAGUGAUGGCGACUCUGGAGAAGGAAGGCAUCCAGAAGCAGAUCCAACAGGACUGGGCUAACCGCGAGUACAUUGAGAUCAUCACCGGAAGCAUCAAAAAGAUCGCUGACUUCUUGAACUCGUUUGACAUGUCUUGCAGAGGAAGACUGGCGUCACUGAACGAAAAGCUAACGUCUUUAGAGCGAAGGAUUGAAUACUUGGAGGCGAAGGUAACCAAAGGAGAGACUCUUAAUUGAUUGCAUUGAUUGCCAACAAUGACUACAAUAUUAUAGCCUAUCAAUGGUGUCGUGCUUUUCACAAAUCAUUAUAUUUAUACACUAUUUAUAUGUAUUAAUAUUAAUAAUGUACCAAAUAUUGCAUUUAAUCAAAUAAAUUAAUACUUCAUAUUA
Oppiella nova is the source of this 533-nucleotide messenger RNA. The record is from the annotation of a GenBank genome assembly. NCBI's taxonomy places the organism in Eukaryota, Metazoa, Arthropoda, Arachnida, Sarcoptiformes, Oppiidae.